This is a messenger RNA of Caenorhabditis briggsae, 426 nucleotides long. The transcript has 3 exons. The record is from RefSeq and is a predicted model, not a curated record. NCBI's taxonomy places the organism in Eukaryota, Metazoa, Nematoda, Chromadorea, Rhabditida, Rhabditidae. The coding region runs from base 1 to 426 and encodes 141 amino acids.
AUGGCUGAUAAUUUGUCCGAAAAACUGGCCGAAGUUGCCAUUGUGGCCGAAACUCGUCUGGAUGACCCAAUAUAUCAAAACAUUGAAAUUCGAGAUCCAGUAGAAGAUGACGAUGAUGACGUGACUCCAACAAAUUCGGUACCCUAUCAAAACUGCCAUAUCAAUUUUCUCAAGUGCCAAUUAUUGCCUUAUCUAUUGAUUUUCGCUGUCACAAUUUUUAAAGUCGCGAUUCCAAGAUCCCCAAAAACUGAACUUUUGAUUUUCGAAUUUUCAGAUCCUAGACUUCAGAUUCUGAAGUCUUCUGACGACGUCAGAGCUAAAACUUGUGACAUUUUUCGUAUUCUUCAAUUUUUUGUUAUUAGAAGAAGAUUCAGGCAGAAGGACAGUUACGAAAUGGAUUCAUUUUUAUUGGAGUUGUUUGAUUGA